AAUGGCUAAUAAUGGCGGGCCGAGCGGAGGGACGAUUAGCCGAAGUGCGGGUGCGUGUGGCCCGCGCCUCGGCGCAGGACCGUUGCGGACCGGGCCGUCGCGCCCGCAAUAAGGCCGGAUCACUGGCCCACCUGAGCCACUCGGGGCCCGAACCCCCGCCCGCCACGGCUCAUCUCGCGCCCACCACCCGCACGCCGCCCCCGCGCCAGUUGACCGCCGCCACCCCCCGCGCGCACCACGCCAUGCCGCGGGCGCACUAACUCGCGCCGCCGCCACCGCCGCCGCCACCACUGGAGUGUCGCUCAGUGGGGAGUCAGCGGCCGCCGCCAUGAACCUGCUGCACCCAGACCGCGGCGCGCUUUACGCUAACAUGCUGGGCACCAUGGGCGGCGCCUCCGCCUCGCUGCCGCAGCGCUCGCCCUUCGCCAUCCAGGAGCUGCUGGGCCUGAGCUCCUCUGAAGGGCACCGCUCCCCGCCCAGCCUCACCACGGGGGGUCUCCCGCACACCAUCACGCCCUCAGCGCUGGGCACAUCCCUGGGCACCUCUGCCUACACCGCCGCCCGCACCCUCGCCUCGCAGGCUUCGCAGCUCCUAGAACCCCUGGGCGUGGGCGCUGGGGCGGGCAUGGGUGCGGGCAUGCGGAGCUACUUCGGACAGUUCAAUCCUUUCAACCAUGCACCACCUCAGAUGCUGGCCCUGGACCCCGCCCUCAGGCACGACUCCCACCACCAGGGCCACACCCACCCAGGUUUCAGCUCUGAGUCGCUGCUGGGGAAGCCGACAGACCAGUCAGGCUUGGGAAUGUCUCGGAAGAAGAAGAAAAAGAGACGUCAUAGGACUAUCUUCACGUCCUACCAGUUGGAGGAGUUGGAGAAAGCCUUCAAGGACGCACACUACCCAGAUGUCUACGCCCGGGAAAUGCUGUCCCUCAAACUGGACCUACCUGAGGACCGGAUACAGGUGUGGUUCCAGAACCGUCGAGCGAAGUGGCGCAAGACGGAGAAGACGUGGGGCAAGAGCACCAUCAUGGCGGAGUACGGCCUGUACGGCGCCAUGGUGCGACACUCCCUGCCGCUGCCGGAGUCCAUCGUCAAGUCCGUGGAGGCGGGCGAGGAGUGUCCGGCGCCCUGGCUCCUAGGUAUGGGUCAGAGUCCAGGGAUGCACCGGAAGAGCAUAGAGGCGGCGCAGCAGCUGCAGAAGGUGGAGGACGAGAAGGACCCGGAGAAAAGCGCUGAUGGCCACGAAGACAAACGUGACCUGAACGGCGGAGAAACUACCGGGGAGGGAAGCGGAGGUGGAGGAGCGACGGGGACGAACUCUGAGGAAGGAGGGGGAGAAGGUGGAGGAGGCGGGGAAAGAGAAGAAGGAGGGGGAGGAGGAGGUGGA
Molecule: messenger RNA, 1387 nt
Organism: Portunus trituberculatus (swimming crab)
Lineage: Eukaryota; Metazoa; Arthropoda; Malacostraca; Decapoda; Portunidae
Product: visual system homeobox 2-like
Exons: 5
Biological process (GO): regulation of transcription by RNA polymerase II
Cellular component (GO): nucleus
Molecular function (GO): DNA-binding transcription factor activity, RNA polymerase II-specific; sequence-specific double-stranded DNA binding
Source: RefSeq, a predicted model, not a curated record